This is a messenger RNA of Thlaspi arvense, 1482 nucleotides long. The record is from the annotation of a GenBank genome assembly. Lineage: Eukaryota; Viridiplantae; Streptophyta; Magnoliopsida; Brassicales; Brassicaceae.
AUGUCUGCUUGUUUGUGUCUUGUGUUACUGUUGUUCACUAGCUUUGCAGGAGCAACGUAUCCUCCAGGAGGUUUCCACCAUUUUUCUUCUCUGAGACAAAACAAGAAGCCCUCCAAGUCAAAAUCAGAGUCACCUUUUGAGACUCGUUACUUCCCUCAGAAUCUUGACCACUUCAGUUUCAGACCAGAGAGCUACAAAGUCUUCCACCAGAAGUACCUCAUCAACAGCCGUUUCUGGCGCAAAGGUGGCCCCAUCUUCGUCUACACCGGAAAUGAAGGAGACAUCGACUGGUUUGCUUCCAACACCGGUUUCAUGUCCGAUAUUGCUCCCAAGUUCCAGGCUCUUCUUGUCUUCAUUGAACACCGUUUCUAUGGAGAAUCAACGCCAUUUGGGAAGAAGCCGCAUAAGUCGGCCGAGACAUUGGGUUACCUAAACUCUCAGCAAGCGUUGGCUGAUUAUGCAAUCCUUAUAAGAAGCUUGAAGCAGAAUCUAUCAUCCGAGGCAUCGCCUGUGGUUGUCUUUGGUGGCUCUUAUGGUGGAAUGCUUGCAGCGUGGUUCAGGCUCAAGUAUCCUCACGUAGCAAUCGGUGCGUUGGCAUCCUCUGCUCCAAUUCUCCAUUUCGAUAACAUCGUGCCCUUGACGGGCUUCUACGAUACCAUAUCUCAGGAUUUCAAGGACGCAAGUGUGAACUGUUUCAAUGUCAUCAAGAGAAGCUGGGAAGAGCUAGAUGCUGUUUCCAACACGAAACAUGGCUUGCCAGAACUCAGCAAAAAGUUCAGAACUUGCAAAGCCCUUCACUCUCAAUAUUCAGCCAGAGACUGGUUAAUGUCAGCGUUUGUAUAUACAGCCAUGGUUAAUUACGCAACUGCAGCUAAUUUCAUGGCGCCACUUCCUGGUUAUCCCGUGGAGCAGAUGUGCAAGAUCAUCGACGGGUUCCCUCGAGGAUCCAGUAAUCUCGACCGUGCCUUUGCUGCCGCAAGCUUAUACUACAACUAUUCGGGUUUAGAGAAAUGCUUUGAGCUUGAACAUCCAACUGAUGAUCAUGGACUCGACGGUUGGGGAUGGCAGGCGUGCACGGAGAUGGUAAUGCCAAUGAGCUGCUCGAACCAGAGCAUGUUCCCACCGUUCGAGAAUGACUAUGAGGCAUUCAAAGAACAAUGCUUUGGUAGCUAUGGAGUCAAGCCUCGACCUCAUUGGAUCACCACAGAGUUUGGCGGGAAGAGGAUAGAGACAGUGUUGAAGAGAUUCGGAAGCAACAUCAUAUUCUCCAAUGGAAUGCAGGAUCCAUGGAGCCGUGGAGGGGUUCUCAAGAACAUUUCGAGUAGCAUUAUCGCGCUUGUGACCAAGAAAGGAGCUCACCAUUCGGAUCUCAGAGCUGCUACAAAAGGCGACCCGGAGUGGCUUAAAGAGCAGAGGAGGCAAGAGGUCGCCAUUAUAGAGAAAUGGAUCAGCGACUAUCACAGAGAUUUAAAAGAAGAAUGA